Plasmodium cynomolgi strain B is the source of this 663-nucleotide messenger RNA. RefSeq names its product leucine carboxyl methyltransferase. The coding region runs from base 1 to 663 and encodes 220 amino acids. Gene Ontology annotation, molecular function: methyltransferase activity. Lineage: Eukaryota; Apicomplexa; Aconoidasida; Haemosporida; Plasmodiidae. The transcript has 2 exons. Gene Ontology annotation, biological process: methylation. The record is from RefSeq and is a predicted model, not a curated record.
AUGGAUUUCCAUGAACUGCUGAGGGAAAAGGCGAACAUAAUAAACCACGUCGAUGAGUUAAGGGGCUUUUUAAAGGGAGUUGAUCAGGGCGACGUGGCAAGCAAACCUAACGUGGGCGCAGAUCUCAUAAACUGUGCAAACUACAAAAUGCUCGCGUUCGACCUGAACAACUCGAGUCUCCUGGAGAAGCACUUAACGAGUUACGGGUUCGACUUUUCGAUCCCUACUCUGUUCAUUUGUGAGUGCGUUUUAAUUUAUUUGGAGAUAACUAGCAGCGACAGUUUAAUAAAAACGUUGGCUGGCCUUAUGAGAAGCACCUCGUGCAUGUUGGUGUAUGAACAGGUCAACCCAAACACCGCCUUCGGAAAGGUAAUGAUAAGCAAUUUUAGCCAAAGAGGUAUAGAACUGAAAAGUAUCUUCAAAUACGACAAUUUGGAAAAACAGCUUUGCAGAUUUAAAUCCCUGGGAUGGAGUCAUGUCUACAUAAGUGACAUGAACGAGAUUUAUGAUUAUCACUUAAGUAGGGAUGAAAAAAAAAAAUUGAAAAAAUUGAAAUGUUUGAUGAGUUUGAAGAAUGGAGGUUAUUACAGAACCAUUACUUCAUCCUCGUUGCGUUUAAUCCUUCCGAAAAUUUGGGCACGAAUGCUCUGUAUGUUUUUUUAA